AUGCAUGGAUCUCGGUCCAUGAAGGGACUUUCGAAGGCAGAGCCAGGCCCAUCGGAACAGCCUCAGUAUUCUUCCCACAAGUACCCCCCAUCGAACAGCCCUCAUGUCGUCAAAAAUCCACAUUUCCCGCAAUAUGAUACUACCAACUACCAACUUCCGCCUCCCCCUUCUUCAACUUCUACACCUUACGCAUACUCUCUUGGCGGAGCCUACUUAAAUGGAUUCAGACCAGAGACUGCGCCUGCCCCUGGGGUUGUUCCACUGAGGGGGGGUGAUUUUGGCUCCUUGACACAAGCGGUCGUCCAAGAAGCGCACCAGAACCACGAUAUUAACAGUUUUGAAUACGGAGUCUAUUCGAUGUCGCACCAGCAACACUAUCCCCAGUCCUUUUAUCCACCUGCGUGGGACCACCGAGGUGUUUCUCUCCAUGAUGAGCGUUUAUCAUAUGGACAAACUCAGUACGACUCGGACUCACAUGAAGACUACGCAGUGCUGGGCAAGCUUAGGGGUUUGCAGGCUAAUUCAGAACCGAAGGGCGAUGACUGCGAUGUGUCUAAUCCCUGGAUGAGUCACAUUCCUAAACGCUCCCAUAACUUCACACCUGAUGCUCCAGCAAAGCAUUUCGAGACACUGCAAGGCCGUGAGCGGCAGGCUAGACCUCCGUCCAUCCUGGAUUUACCACAUUCCCAAGAUUUCGAACCUCAAGCUCUGGAAAAGACCUGUGAGAUAUUGCGAGAACAUGACCGGAAGCCUCACAAGCUGGGUGAGAAUUUUGAAUAUAACUUGGAAGCCAGGUUGAGGAAACAACCUCAGGUGUCGAAGGAGUCCAUCGAGUUACCUGAUGCAGCAAGUUUGACCCUACGAUCCCGCACCCCUUCAGCUUCCCCAACCGUAUCAUCUGAUAUCGAGGUGGCUUCAAUCUCUGAUGAUUCAGACGCGGUAGGCCAGCUUGAUGUGAACAGCCAAGGGUACCGCAUCUUCAGCCGAGUCUUCUGUCGCAUAGCGAUUCUCGGUCAGAACGAAGUGACAGAGAGAGGUGAGUCGAGCAGCAAUAGCUCAAAAGGAAAGCAAGUUGCGAAAGGCGGGUCUACAAGCUCUUCUAGUACCAGGGAUGGAACAAGCUCGACACGUGGACGGAAGAACCAACGGCAAGACGAUGACAUUGGAGAUGAAGGCGGAGAUGGAAGGAACGAGCCGCCCUCGAAGAGGGGCAAGACAAGUCAGUCACAGUGUGGGGGAAGAUCGCGGUUCCUUGCUUGUCCAUACUGGAAAUCGGACCCCGAAAAGUAUUGGGAAUGCUUUCUGAAGAAGAAUGAUACCAUCGCACAUUUAAAACAACACCUGACGCGCCGACAUACACCCAAGUAUUACUGUCAAAUUUGCUAUGAAACCUUCGGAGACUUUGAUCUUUUUGACUUCCACGCGCUGGAGAGAUCAUGUACGCGAGGUCCAUCGGCGAAAUUGGAAGGGAUAUCUCAGCAACAAAAGAAUCAGCUGUCCGUCAAGAGUAAAGGAUCGGUUGAACAACAAUGGUACACAGUAUGGUCUAUCCUGUUUCCUGAUUUGGAACCACCUGCUACGAUUUACAUUCAUUCAACACAUUCCGAAGACUUUUGCCGGAUUCAGGAGUUUGCGCAAGGAGAAGGAGUUGCCAUUAUGCUGGAUGAACUGGAGUCUAAUGGACUGGUAGUUCAACCGGAUGCAUCUAACCAAAUGCUCCGAUCGACCGUACAGAGAGCUAUGGUGGCGAUAUUCAGAAGCUAUUCGAUCAGGCGCGAACCCAGUUCUGAAGAAGCAGAGGAGCCGAUCCUCAGCCAGGCUUUGGAACCAGACCAUGGAGUAUCACUUCAGCAAGUGUCAAUUACUGGGGGGCAAAUAGGCCAUGGCAAUCUUCCCAUUAACUCUACCUAUAUGAACCGGAUGAUGGAAGAUGUCACGGAUGGUUCUAUUAUCGAAAAAUCAAAUAGACCGAGCAGAAGUACAUGGUCACAAUUACCAAUGACGGCUUCGUGGCUUCCUAGAGGGAUUGUGCAGGAUCACAAUGAAGAUGAGCCAUGGGGACCAGCUUUUCUUGAUGAGCCAGCAUUCGGGCAAAGUUCCUCAGGAAAUGAUCUACCAUUUAACCUUGAGAGUUCGGACAUGUCAGACUUAGAUGCCUUGUUGCGAGAUGUGAUAAGUGCUGAAUCAUAG
This is a messenger RNA of Fusarium oxysporum Fo47, 2190 nucleotides long. RefSeq lists its product as uncharacterized. The coding region runs from base 1 to 2190 and encodes 729 amino acids. The transcript has a single exon. NCBI's taxonomy places the organism in Eukaryota, Fungi, Ascomycota, Sordariomycetes, Hypocreales, Nectriaceae. The record is from RefSeq and is a predicted model, not a curated record.